CUUCAAUAAUAUAAAACACAAGUUGGACCCUACAAACAUGAUGCCAUCACAUUCCAGUGCAUACUCACUGUUACAAGAUCAAGAAAGAACACACAAGAAAAAACUAACCAACCCUCUUCCCACUUCCCAGAUUCAAAUCUAACUAAUAAAAAACAAAAACAAAAAAUCAAACACAAUUCUAUUCUAGAGAGAGAAAAGUUGGUGGUGGGUAGAGAGAGAGAGAGAGAGAGAGAGAGAGAUAAAAAAGUCAGAUGAAAAAGUGGGUUGAAGAAGAGAAGAAUCCACCACCCAAAAAGCAGCAAACUUUGGUGAAAAAGAUAGCAGCAUACCAAAGGGGUGAACAAUUCACACCUGUUUUGCCUUACCCUCUUCAGAUUACCAACUGUUGUGCGCAAGAUAGCAACGGUGGUGCGCAAGAUAGUCACUUUAUUAACAACCCUGAUUUGUACUUGACUGUUGCUUUGCCUCCUCAUGUUUCUGCUAGAAAGUUAGCUGCUUCUGUUUGGGAGCUUCAUCAGUAUAACCUGCCUUUUGCUAACAUGCACCAGGGUGGUGGCAGCAGGCGGAGCCACCGGUAUCUGCAGCCCAACCACCACCACCACCAUCAUCUGCUUGAGGAUAACCCUGAGCUGGGGAAUGCUGGCAGUUUGAGAAGGCAUGUUGCAGCAUCAUUGACGCAACAUCACCGCGCAAUACAAAGGACCCAUAACGCUGUACGAGCAGUGUCACCUUCAAGUUAUGGUAGUAGUUCCAUGGAGGUAGCACCUUAUAAUGCUGCUGUUACGCCUACGAGUUCUGUAGAGUUUAGGGGAGGAAACGGUGAGACGAGUUACACUCUCAAAACAUCUACAGAGCUACUCAAAGUUUUGAAUAGAAUUUGGAGCCUCGAAGAACAACACGCAGCGAAUAUAACCUUGGUUAAGGCGUUGAAACGUGAGCUAGACCUGGCCCGAUCAAAGAUCAAAGAACUGGCCCGUGACCGCCAAUCUGACCGCCAUGAGAUGGAACACUUGAUGAAGAAAAUAAACGAAGACAAACAAGGUCAUACUAAUGCAACCAUUCAGUCUGUGAGAGACGAGCUUGAAGGCGAGAGGAAAUUACGAAAACGGUCAGAGACACUUCACCGGAAACUGGCUCAGGAGCUUUACGAGACGAAAACGUCCCUCACGAAUGCUUUAAAAGACUUGGAAAAAGAGAAGAAAUCAAGGGUACUUUUGGAAGAUCUUUGUGACGAGUUCGCCUGGGGGAUUAAAAGCUAUGAACAAGAAUUGCACGCGUUGAAGCAUAUAAAUCCGGAUAGAGGUAACGGAUCGAACUUUAGAUCCACCCGUGAUGGAAUGAUUCUCCAUAUAUCCGAAUCUUGGCUCGAUCAGCGAAUGCAAAUGAAACAAGAAACGACACUUACUAAGAAAUCUGUAGUGGAACAAUUAAGCUCGGAAAUCGAGGCUUUUAUUGAAGCGAAACGGAAGGGUGCGCAAAAAGCCGGGUCAGGGUCAGUGUCGGUGGUGGGACCCACGGCCCGAAGACGGCAUUCUCUCGAGUCCAUUCCUACAAAUUUGGCUGCUAGUGCCCCACCUAAUGAUGACGACGAUGGUGUUUCUUCGGAUGGUGCCGAUUCACCUUGUUUUGAGCUAGAUAAACCUGAUGCGCGUGGCAAGGACGAUAUCGUAAAUACAACAACGAAGGCGAUAUUAGGUGAAGAACAUGGGAAAGCAGAAGAAAAUCACACAAAAGUAAAAGAAGAUGAGGUUGGUUUAAACUCCAAAUACUUGGAUAAUUUACUAAAAAACCAUUUCCUGCUAACCGCAAAGGAAUUCGACGAUUCUAAUAAUAAACCGGUUUGGAAAAGUCAUCCAAGUCCUGUUCGGAGAUGGACCACAACGCUACCGGAUGAAGAUAUUGAAUCGUCAUCAAAACUUCAAACCGAGUCAAAAGUGCAAACUACAUUGAAGUCAAAGCCACAUGAAGCAAGAACACGAGGUCAUAGAUCGGGCUCUCGUGCAAAAAAGUAACAAGAUAUGGUUCGUUACGUCACAUUUGAUCUGUUUUAUGUGUGCAUAUGUACAUGUUAUCAUACCAUUUCUUUCGGUUUCCAAGUUCCAACACAUAUAUAUCUUGUAUCGGUUUUACACGGGCUUUUAAAAUACCAAAUACACAUAAAGUUAGUUGUA
Molecule: messenger RNA, 2171 nt
Organism: Helianthus annuus (common sunflower)
Lineage: Eukaryota; Viridiplantae; Streptophyta; Magnoliopsida; Asterales; Asteraceae
Exons: 3
Coding region: 252-2012 (586 amino acids)
Source: RefSeq, a predicted model, not a curated record